Carica papaya (papaya) is the source of this 1159-nucleotide messenger RNA. NCBI's taxonomy places the organism in Eukaryota, Viridiplantae, Streptophyta, Magnoliopsida, Brassicales, Caricaceae. The record is from RefSeq and is a predicted model, not a curated record.
AGACCCCAGAAAUGGCCAAACGCAGAAAAACAAAUCUACUCCCGGCGUUUUACCCUCCCCAGACUCUCUUUCCUUUUUUAGUUUCAAAAUCCAUCGGCUCUGAUAACGGCUUCGAACGAACAAACAUGAAAAUGACCCUCUUAUCCUCCCCUCCCCUCCCUCUCUCCUCCUUCCACAUCCACCCCUUCGCCGUCUCUCUUUCCCCUCCGAUCCUUCCGGCCUACCGCCUGGUUAUCCGCCUCUCUCCGCCGCCGCGCACAGUUCAGCUUCGCUCUGCCGUUGCUGCUCUCGGAAAUGGAGCUCUAUUGCGGGAUAUAGGAGCCACGGCCGCGGUACUCUCCGGUGCCUACGGUCUUGUUUCCGCCUUCGAUAAUCUAACCAAUAGGAAUCUCAUCCAACAGAUGGAGUAAUUUUCUUCACUGAAAACAGAGAGAUAAGAUGGGGAAUUGUCCCAUCAGGCAAUAGUUAGUGAAAAAGGGAAAUCCUUGCCUCCUCGUCCUUUUGAUUCCCUAAUGAUUGAUGUGCUUGUGUACCCACGUAUCAAAGAGAAAAAAGAUUAAAAAGUCGAGUAAUUUUCAUUUCCAGGUCUGCAAAAGAGAAAUGUAAAAAUAUUCAAGAUCUUCAUUUUAUUUCCUUUCUCCCUUCUGAAGGAGUUUUUAUUAGUUCCCACCUUUUUCUUUCUGAACAGUAAUAUAAGAGAAUAAGAAAUUAGUAACCAGUGAAACCGGAUUUUUGCUGUAACAUUCUACUUUUUACUCUUCCCGUAAAGGGAAAUGGCACUUUGAGUUUCGUUUCGUUUCUCCAUUUUGUUUCUUCGAACACGUAGAAACGGAAAGAUAAUCCAUUCUUUUUCUUUUCAUGGCCUUUUGUUUUGCUUCUUUUUUCUCUUAAACUUAGUUUCUAUUGGAAAGUCUGUUGACUUUUUACUGCUUCUUUGUUAAGAAGUAGAUUCAAAUGUUAUAUUUGUUUAUCCUCGCAGUUGAGUUACAUACUUGUAACUUAAACUAUCUUAUUACUUUUAAGCACAUUCCAGAUACACAACCCCAGAAUCAGAACACACACUCUUGUAAAAAGAGGUGAAAGUAUCCACCAUCUAUACAAAGAAUGGUUGGCCUACUAUGUGAUUAAUUGUAAGGAUAGUGCUAGCAUGUAUUGGGAG